Molecule: messenger RNA, 2173 nt
Organism: Spodoptera litura
Lineage: Eukaryota; Metazoa; Arthropoda; Insecta; Lepidoptera; Noctuidae
Source: RefSeq, a predicted model, not a curated record
CCGUACGUGCGCAUACGCGUUGGGCGGCGCUAACGGUCAAUUAAAAUAUUCACUGAUUUUAAUCAUAUUCAUACUUAUGCCGUUCAUUGAAAAAUAAUGCGAUACAUAAUACAGUAAAAUAUUGAUUAAUGCAAUUAUUUAUGUGAAUAAAACAAAAGUAUGAUAAAGCUUUAAAAUAGUUUAACCGUAGUGUCCGAGUGAAAGUGUGUAGUGAUAGUGAUAUGAACGUAUAUAAAGUGUUAUGUGAUAAUCCUGUGCAUACUCAAAUAUUUAUAGACAUUAAAAGGAUGUACCUAUCAAUAGAAACCACGAUUGUAUCAAAAUGCAUUCCGUAAUAAGUUGUCGUGCCGCGCCACCGGACGAUGCACGUGUUUUUAUUUUCAUUUAUAAAUAGUCCAGACAUAAACCGACAUUCUACGGCUGCAGUAUGACGUCACUAAAAGAGAAUAGUGACGUCACUGACGCCGGUAACGUGGAAGAAGAGAAGAGUAGUAAAGUUGAACGAAAAGAGCCGAAAGAGUUGGCCGAACUGCCGCCGAGUGGCACCUCGCUGCAUAAGAGACGUAGAGGGGAACCGCCUGCUUCACUAUCUGUCAGAUCUCCUCAAAAUUCUGACCCUGAAGGUUCUUCUCCCUGCACAGCAGGUCCAUCCCCUCCAGAGGAAUACUGGUCGCCCAACGAUGUGGAACUUGCAGAUCCUGAAACAAUAUGCGAGACCAUGCUGCAAAGGCUACGAGAUCAGAAUGAUGCCAUUUCCAAGCGAGGCAAAGAAGUGGCUGAGAAAACGAAAGACACUAUUGAGGCUCUGGAUCAGUUAGAAAAGCUGCUAGAACUGCUAGACCAGCUGGUGACCUUAAAAGAACAUAACACACGUCUUUUGAAAAGGUUGAAAGACGUGAACCACUUGAAGAGACUCCACAGUGCCCAUAAGAGGAUAGACAGUGAAAAUGAAAAGUUGAGGUCUGAGAGCAAAGAGUUGGAACUGAUAAAUGAAGCUUUGGAUGCUGAGUUUGAGAGUGAAUAUGGCCAAUUGCUCUUUGGCUCAGUUAUGGGCAAUAGGAGCAUGAAAAGGUCAGGAUCUAAAUGGAAAGGUAACGCCAGGUUUGGAGGAUCGCUGCUGAGGAAGCAAAGAUCCAGGUCGGCAGGAGGGGAUGACAGUGAUGUGGCUCCUGGCACUCCUUUGCGAAGGAGAUCCGAAGGCAUUUUCAUGAAAGAAGUGGAGAAGUCUAAAGUUUCAAAAUGGACAAGAGUUAAAGCUGCAUUUAGAUGGGAAAAAGCCCAAUGGCCUCAAUCAGCGAUGGGUGGUGCAGCCGGAGCCGUGGCAGCUGGAGCCAUGGUAGGAGCUGUUGCCUUGGCAGGAUCCUCUCCAUCAUCGGCUACCCUUGCCAACCCUGAACCUCGCGACUCCGCCAGUUUGACACCUGGCAGCGCACUGUCCCUGACUCCUAACUCUUCGUGUGAAGAGCUGAGGGUUGAUUCUGGUAUGCGCAAGAGUGUGCGGGAGGAUGGCGACAACACAUUCCUGCAAGCUCCUACGCAGGAUGACAGUUCCACCUCACCAUCUCCGAACAAACUCCACAAGACAACUUGGAGUAAGAUGAAGGAUAUCAUCCAGCAAACUCGCAAGGAGUCUGUCAAAAAGAAGACCACUUCAACUUCAAAUCGAGGGUCCAAGAGUUCUCCUGACGUGGUGCCCAAGAGACGAAGAUCGCUCAGUGAUGGAGGAGACAGCGAUGCCCCACCAGCUCUGACGCUGACCAUCCCGUCUUCUGAAGAACUGGGACUAUGCCUGCCAGGACAGCGCCUGAACUGGGACAGCGCCCAAACCACGGUAAUACGUGAACCAGGACUAUGCCUGCCAGGACAGCGCCUGAACUGGGACAGCGCCCAAACCACGGUAAUACGUGAACCAGGACUAUGCCUGCCAGGACAGCGCCUGAACUGGGACAGCGCCCAAACCACGGUAAUACGUGAACCAGGACUAUGCCUGCCAGGACAGCGCCUGAACUGGGACAGCGCCCAAACCACGGUAAUACGUGAACCAGGACUAUGCCUGCCAGGACAGCGCCUGAGUUGCAACAGCGACCAUGCCGCCACCGGGAUACACUCCUGCUGCAACUUGACACUCCGAGUGCCCUGCCUUCCAGGACCUCUUGAGCUUGCUGACACUUAG